GAUCAAUAUAAAGCGCUAGUAAACAUGAGGUCAAAUAAAACAGGGGUCAUUCAGGGCCAAAGGUGGUGAGGAGAAGUCCUGUAUAAAGGUGGCAGCCGUGGCAAAGGACAGGCUGCAGCAGCAAGCAGGCCAACUGACACUCCUGGUUUCAUCAUCUUCUACUCAGAAUGCAAACUUUGGCAGCUUUGUGCGCUCUUUUGUCACUCCUCUUUUCUGCUCAUGCAGAUGUUGUGGAGCGUUUUGAGUAUGUGCCAGAAUGCAUGACUUACUUUUAUAAGGCAAAGGUGCCAGAAUGGGGAGCGUCCACCCCAGGCGCUGCCCGUCUGUGUCAGCGCUUCGUCAACAGGUUUCAUUUUGCCACACUGUAUGACACCAACCAUCGCAUUGCUGUCUAUUCUGCGUAUCAGUUUGAGCCCAGCAGUGGAGGUGGCAGGGAGAACAGGUGGUUUGUGGAGCCUCAGCUGGUGAAUGACGGCUGGCAAGCUGAGAUGAAGGAUGGAUACUGGCUGGGGCAGGACUACCCCGACAUCUACCUCGGAGAGAAACAAGCUCUGAACGAGGACUACACAAACUCUGGCUUUGACCGUGGUCACCUCAACCCUAACGGACACCAUCCAGUGCCCAGUCGUAAUGCCACGUUCACCCUGACCAACGUAUGUCCCCAGAACCCCAAAAUGAAUCAAGAUGCCUGGAGGAUCCAUGAGUCUGACCUCACCACUCUUUUCCUUGAAAAGUGCUCAAAGGCCUACGUCCUGGUUGGUACUGUCCCUUCAGCAGACAACUGGAUUGUCAAAAACAACGUGAAGCGCGUCAACAUCCCAGACUAUGUGUGGAAUGCCUACUGCUGCGUGGACAACAACGACCAGCCCAUUCAGAGUGGCGCUGGUACAGCAAGAAACACAGAAGAGAACUAUGUUGUAAAACGUUCACUGGAUGAACUGGGCGCCUUCCUGCAGCAGUUUUCCAAUGAACCAGUGGGGGAGCUGUUUUACAACAACUGCAGAGCAUAAAUAAUUGGCAGCUGAAAAUCUCAAUGUGGUUCCCCAAUGUUUUAGAUUCCAAUCUAUAUAUUUGAACAACCAGCCUGAAAAUCAAACUUCUGCAGCAGCUUAAUGCUGUUCAGAUUUUUAAUGGGGCCAGGGCUUACCAGCUUUCACACAAAAUCACAUUACAAUCCAAUUUAAAAUUAGAUUAGGAAUUAAAUAUUUAGAAUGCAGGUCAGAAAUAUUAGGCAUAUUUUGGCAUAAUUACAACCAUUAGAUGGCAACAAAGUGUCUUCAAUAUCAUCUUUUGUACAUCUAGAAUUUGCAUCAAGAGCUUCUGAUGGACAUCAAAACCCAAAGUGGCUUGAUGUGAAUUCAUAGCAAUAUUCUAAAAAUGGUUAAAGCUAAUGAAACUACCAUUUACCUAUUUACCAAGAAUCAAAAUUAAUAAAAGCAUGUUUCACUGGACUUUUAUGACUGAUUAUUUGUGUCUAAUUUGUACAAUCAGAUGCCAGUGGAAAAUACGGGCACAUUAUAAGAAGUUCAGAGUCACCAUCUAUAAAUUUAAUUGUUAAUGUCACUCAGCACAAAACCAACAGGCUCAGGUCUACUUCAUAAGACAUAAAAGAAGAUGGUGGCUGUACAAAUAUUCUGAAAUAAUCCAGCACACACAAUGUUGGCUGACAAACUGGGCAUUGAUUGGUGUCCCCAGGUGUUGUAAGGUUUGAGCUAGACCAAAACACAGACAGAAGUACAUGAAAAACAUGAAGAAUUAUAAUAUAAACAAAGAACUACAGCGAAGCAUGUGGUUUUCAUAUUAAUCUUGGACUUUUAUGUAUUUGAAGUGUUGCUUCCCAGGCUGGAAAAAACCCUACAGACAAACUGAAUAAAUUUAUUAAUGAAUUGUGUGCUGAAGUUUUAACUUGUGGAUUUUAAAUGUAUUCUUCCUACGUCUGAUACAUAAUUUUUAUUCCAUGGACAGGGCUAGUUUACAAAUUAUCUAUAUGGUUGAAGUUGGAUAUGUGGAGGUGAUUUUAAAUACUGAAUGCCAGGCAGAGAAAAAACUAAGACAUCUUUUGUCAAACUUUGAGAAGUUUUGACAGGUUGACAGGUGACCUCCAGAAGAGUGGUCUUGUUGGUUAUAAGGUCUACAUACUACUACAAACAACUGUUUUACAGGAAGUCAAAUGGUUGCUAUUCUCUGCCUCGUGCAUCCAGCAUCCUUUGAUUUUAAUUUUAAAAUAUAACUAACAAGGACAGAAUCUUUUUUUUUACUUAAUGGGUACAAAAGGCAGAAUAUCCUCAGAGAAUUCAAAGUUUGAUUCGCGUACUAUGUCUUGCUGCGGAAACAAAUAGUUUUUCUGUUACACCUGCAGUUCUGCCUGCUCAGGUGGUUGCAGCUGCUGCAGUUGAUCAGCAUCCUUGGAGUGUGGUAGUGCUGUUGGCAUUCCACUACAUCCAUGUUUCUCAUCUGGAGGAAAAUGUAAGUUUCUCCUCCCUGAUCUUGGAUUAGAGGUGAACUUUCUCCUUGGUUACAGCAUUGUAAUUUUUCACCUCUUGUUCUGCUGUAGUUAGUGAUUUUGAAAUAAGAAGAAAGUUGUUGUAUCAUGCAUCCUCCAAGACUGUUGCAUGGUUACAUCACUUAAGGUGUUGAGCAAAUGAUAAAGUUCUAAAUGAUUCUGAAAACAAUAGAUCAUGCGCUUGCACUGAUGGUAAAUGUUAAUUAUUGGAUGUGUUAAGGAAUGGAGCACAUCUGUGUCACAACUCCAACUCCCAACUUUAAAUGAGCCUCCAGAAUUUCAAGAUAUGUGUUGAAACAUCUUCAGGAAAAACUGAGUGAAAGUCUAGGUACCUUCAAUUUAAAGCUUCUAUGUUUAAAUUGAACAUAGAAGGUUAAAAACAUGAAUGUUUUGGCUACUGGCAUUUAUUAUAUAAUUUUGACUUCUAAGAAUAUAUUUUUAUAGGCUAACAUCAGCAGGUUUUUCUAUGAGGUGAUUUCAGUGUUUUUUUUAAUUUUUUAAAUGAAUUGUGAUAUAGGUAUCCACCUGUAUAAAUAAUAAAAAACAUUAAGAUAUCCAUACAAUUGGUGAAUAUAUGUAAUCUUACUCGACCUGCAUGGAAUCGAGCAUAAAAAGUGAAAAUGUUUGCACAGUAUGUGCACUUUAUAAAUAAAUGUUUUUGAUAA
Messenger RNA from Xiphophorus couchianus (Monterrey platyfish), 3168 nucleotides. RefSeq names its product endonuclease domain-containing 1 protein. The transcript is spliced from 7 exons. The record is from RefSeq and is a predicted model, not a curated record. NCBI's taxonomy places the organism in Eukaryota, Metazoa, Chordata, Actinopteri, Cyprinodontiformes, Poeciliidae. The coding region runs from base 168 to 1010 and encodes 280 amino acids. Gene Ontology annotation, molecular function: hydrolase activity; nucleic acid binding; metal ion binding.